Labrus bergylta (ballan wrasse) is the source of this 2131-nucleotide messenger RNA. It is a transcript of the gene hsd11b2, whose product is annotated as hydroxysteroid (11-beta) dehydrogenase 2. Gene Ontology annotation, molecular function: 11-beta-hydroxysteroid dehydrogenase (NAD+) activity. The record is from RefSeq and is a predicted model, not a curated record. NCBI's taxonomy places the organism in Eukaryota, Metazoa, Chordata, Actinopteri, Labriformes, Labridae. Gene Ontology annotation, biological process: glucocorticoid metabolic process. Gene Ontology annotation, cellular component: intracellular membrane-bounded organelle.
CACUGAGCGAGCCGGAGAGAGAGAGGCAGGGGACGAGCUCUGCACCGGCUCCACCGACACACUCAAAGUGUGAGAGGGAGAGAGAGACUGUGUGUGUGUGUGUGUGUGUGUGCAGCAUAGAGCGAGAGAGGCAGAGAGACACACACACUGACUGAGGGGACAGAAGAGAUACAAACGUUUGAGCAGAUUAUUCCUCUUUUGGAAUAAGUUUUGUUUUCAUCUGAAGAAAAGGACAGUAAGAGAGAAUAUUUGACAGACAGGUGAAUCAGACAGACAGGUAAAACCAGGUGACCCUCCUCUAGACUCUCCUCUAAUGAUGGACGACUACAAUCUCCCCUUCUGGAUCUACACCGGGGUCCUGACUGUGUUCAUCUGUGGGGCCAUGAAGAAGAUUUUGGCGUCCCACCUGAGCACCACCCCCACCCUGGUGGCCUGGCUGGGGGCCACCGUGCUGGUGGAACGUUUGUGGGCAUUCUGCCUUCCGGCCGUGCUGCUGCUGGCGCUGCUCGUCCUCGCCUGCUGCAUUUACUUUGCCACCAGGACCGGCUCUCCGCCCGCCACACUACCAGCCCACGGCAAAGCUGUACUCAUCACAGGUUGUGAUUCUGGUUUCGGGAACGCGACUGCAAAGCGUCUGGACGCUCUGGGCUUCGAGGUGUUUGCGACGGUGUUGGACCUGUCAGGAGACGGAGCCAGAGAGCUGCAGAGGACCUGCUCCCCACACCUCACCCUCCUCCAGGUGGACAUCACCCAGCCGCAGCAGGUCCAACAGGCGCUGCUCGACACCAAAGCCAAACUGGGCCUCAAAGGUCUGUGGGGUCUGGUGAACAAUGCCGGCGUGUGUGUAAACUUCGGAGACGCCGAGCUGUCCCUGAUGUCCAACUUCCGCGGCUGCAUGGAGGUCAACUUCUUCGGCACCCUGAGCGUCACCAAGAGCUUCCUGCCGCUGCUGAGACACGCCAGAGGUCGCAUCGUCACCAUCUCCAGCCCUGCCGGUGACCAGCCGUUCCCCUGCCUGGCUGCAUACGGAGCCUCUAAAGCAGCUCUUAACCUCCUCACCAACACUCUGCGACACGAGCUCGAGCCGUGGGGGGUCCAAGUGUCCACCAUCCUGCCCUCCGCAUACAAGACCGGUCAGUCCAGUAACCACGCCUACUGGGAGCAGCAGCACAAACAGCUCCUGCAGGGAAUGUCUCCGGCGCUACUAGAGGAGUACGGCGAGGACUACGUGACUGAGACCAAGGAGCUGUUCCAGAGCCACGCCAGCCAGUCCAACCCCGACCUCAGCCCCGUCGUCGACACCAUCGUCCAGGCGCUGCUGUCGCCGCAGCCGCAGGCGAGUUACUACGCGGGGCCCGGCAUUGGCCUCAUGUACUUCAUCUACAGCUACUGCCCCUUCAGCAUCAGCAACCGCUUCCUCCAGAACCUGUUUGUGAAGAAGAAGGUAAUGCCGCGUGCUCUGAGGAAGCAGUCGGGCUACAACCUGAACCUCAGCCUCCACAACAACAACAACAACAAUGAGGGGAAGCUAAAAUAACUGUGAGACUGUAGAAACCUCCUGCAGCCAUAGAGGACCACUUCUGUAUUGCACUCAUAGAGCUGUUUCCUUUUCUUUUUUUUUGUAUUUCAAACUGUUGAAGGGAUCAUAGUGAUGCACCAAAAUGGUUUCUGAUUGUUUCUGGCCUGGCCUCAAAACGCCCCCGGAGAGGACAGGAAUGGAGAGCAAGGACACACCUGCAGGGUCGUUGGGUAGGGUGGGGGUAAUGGUAGAGGUAGCGGUAGCUGUGCAGCUGCAGUUGGAGCAGCGAGAUGAGCUGUACUGUACACACACACCGAGAGUCGCUCUGACUUCAUGUGCCUUCAUCACAGCAACACACAAGAUGGAAAAGGGGGGGACAUACAAGUCUGAAUCGAGCACUACAGCAGCUUGUUUUAAACAGGUUGAACUUAAAUUGAAUGAAAAACUGCCAAAAAUGUGGAUGCAGGCCAAUUCCAGGGGCUGCAGAUAAAUCAAACUGGGUCUUUUUGUCAUCAGUAUGUCCUCCUUCUAACUUUAGAUUCUGGUCCUGAAUGCUCUGGAUUUGUUUGGACCAGAGAAGUUAUGCGCUUUUAAGGCGACCCCACAUGGCUG